AUGGCAUUGACAUUCCUCAUAUUAUUAUUUUAUUAUUAUUUUGAUUGCUUGGUGCUGAGAGAAACUAAUGUUGCAUUAGGACUAGGAGAACGGCCGGAGUUGGGAGAAGACAAAAACACAGUUGGCGUGAGUGUAAUUUCUAUUGAAAACGAAUCGGAAGAAGUGAAAAGUAAAGUGAAUCGAGAUGAAGUGGGCAAGGUGAAUAAUCCGGAAAGUUCGCUUGUUUCGGAAGAAAAAAUGAUUGCUGAAAAAAUCAGGCAAAAUGAUGGAGCAACUGAGCAAUGCGUCGACAUUCUCCAACUCUGUUUUCUUAACGCUGCAUUGGCAGAGCUCGCAUUAGUUUGA
Glossina fuscipes is the source of this 345-nucleotide messenger RNA. RefSeq lists its product as uncharacterized. The record is from RefSeq and is a predicted model, not a curated record. Bases 1 to 345 code for a protein of 114 amino acids. Lineage: Eukaryota; Metazoa; Arthropoda; Insecta; Diptera; Glossinidae. The transcript is spliced from 3 exons.